AUGUUUGAAAUUGUUGCAUGUGAAACAUUUUGUUUGGAAGACACCGAUACAUAUCUAGAAGCAACACAAGCUUUAAAUACCGAUGUGUUAUCCCAGGAUACUAUUAGAUUUGUGGAAUCUGUCCCAGAAGGAUUAAUUCCGGCUUUGCGAAGAUGCUAUAAUAAGAAAGUUGUGUCCUGCAAAUUAUUAAGGCAAACAAAUCUUCACAAAAGUGCUGGAGAAGGUAGCACUUUGCUGCUAGAAAUUGAAAUACCUAAAAACUCUAAAGACGAGUUAAAAUAUGAGCCUGGUGAUCACAUAGGUGUUUUUCCUGAAAAUAGUUCAGAAAUUGUUAAUGGUUUAUUAGAACGACUUGAAGGUGCUGAAUCACCAGACUCACCAGUGGAACUACAGGUACUAAAAGAAACACAAACACAUAAUGGUGUUGUACGUUCUUGGUCUGGGCAUGAACGACUUCCAAGAUGCAGUUUACGAAUGCUGCUAACUAGAUUUUUAGAUUUAACAACUCCUCCCUCACCUGCGAUACUUCAGUAUUUGUCAAGUUGUUGUACAGAAGAAAUAGAUAAAGAUAAAUUAGAAUCACUGGCCUCAGAUUCCGCGGCAUAUGAAGAUUGGAGGCAUUUGAAAUACCCUCAUCUAUUAGAAGUGCUAGAACAAUUUCCUUCUUGUAGACCUAGUGCUAAAAUGCUUUGUGCCCAGCUGAGUCCUCUUCAAGCUCGUUUCUACAGUGUUUCAUCAGCUCCUGAACCACAUCCUGGCCAGAUACAUUUAACAGUAGCAGUAGUUCAAUACAAGACUCAAAACGGAGAAGGACCACUACAUUAUGGAGUAUGUUCUAAUUAUUUGAAAAGACUCACUUCAGGAAAAGAAAUUGCUAUAUUUGUUAGAAGCGCGCCAAGUUUUCAUUUGCCAAUAGAUUCAGGGCGACCCAUCGUGUUAAUCGGACCAGGAACUGGUGUUGCACCUUUUCGAGGCUUUUGGCAUAGUUUACAUCAUAAAUACAAAACUGAAGGCGUUGCAAUCCCAAAACUUUGGUUAUUUUUUGGAUGUAGACAACGCGCCUUAGAUUUAUAUCGAGAAGAAAAAAACUUAAUGUUAGAAGAAAAAAUAAUUGACAGAGAAUUCUUAGCACUUAGCCGACAACCUGGACUUAAAAAGACUUACGUGCAAGACUUAGUAUUAUCAGUGGCAGAUGAUAUGCGAAGAAUUUUAGUACAUGAACAUGGACAUUUAUAUGUGUGUGGAGAUGUUACAAUGGCUGAGUGUGUUCAUCAAGCUGUUAGAACUGCUUUGACAAAACAGGACUCUAUUCCAAAAGAAACCAUUGAUCGUUUCUUGCUGGAUAUGCGAGAUGAAAAUCGAUAUCAUGAAGACAUAUUUGGUAUCACUCUGCGCACUGCUGAAGUUCAUAAUAGAUCAAGGGCUACAGCAAGAAUAAGACUUGAAAAACAAAAUUGA
This is a messenger RNA of Ctenocephalides felis (cat flea), 1458 nucleotides long. Its product is annotated as nitric oxide synthase, salivary gland-like. Gene Ontology annotation, molecular function: nitric-oxide synthase activity. The transcript has 9 exons. NCBI's taxonomy places the organism in Eukaryota, Metazoa, Arthropoda, Insecta, Siphonaptera, Pulicidae. Bases 1 to 1458 code for a protein of 485 amino acids. The record is from RefSeq and is a predicted model, not a curated record. Gene Ontology annotation, biological process: nitric oxide biosynthetic process.